This is a messenger RNA of Seminavis robusta, 822 nucleotides long. The record is from the annotation of a GenBank genome assembly. NCBI's taxonomy places the organism in Eukaryota, Bacillariophyta, Bacillariophyceae, Naviculales, Naviculaceae.
AUGGCACCCACCAGUACAGAAACCUUCGACCCAACUGUUACAGCUCAAGUCCAGGUCGUGGAGCUGUUUGGCACAGAAUACAAUGUUGCCAGCACAUCGUCUCUGAUUCGUUACACGGAAGGACUCAAUGGUACCAUUCCAACCGAGAUAGGAUUGCUAACUGAGUUGACAGGGUUGAAUUUGGGAGUCAAUAACUUGGUAGGAGAAAUCCCCUCUGAAAUUUCCAUGCUGACGGCAUUGAGGGAAUUGUACUUGUUUUGGAACUUGUUAUCCAACAGCAUACCUUCUGAAAUAGCAUUGAUGACACAGUUGACUCGAUUGGCCUUGUACCACAACUUUUUCACUGGUAGCAUCCCUACAGAGUUAGGACAGCUUACAGCAUUAACAUGGCUCAACUUGAAAGAAAACCAACUAUCCAAUGAAAUUCCAUCCCAGAUUGGAUCCUUGUCUGCAUUGGAACACUUGACAAUUGCUGACAAUGAGAUCUCCAAAAAUCUUCCCACAGAGAUUGGAUUACUGACCGAGUUGACCUACUUGAGGUUGGCGCAAAACCAGGUAUCGGGAAGCAUCGUAUCCGAAGUUGGAUUGCUGACAGCAUUGCAGUGGUUGUACAUAUCCCACAACAAUUUGUCCAGCAGCAUUCCCUCUGAAAUCGCCAUGCUCACUGCGUUGCGAUCAUUGUGGCUCUACAACAACUCACUAUCUGGCAGCGUGCCCCAAAGUCUCUGUUCCAACUCAUUUCUGUAUCAAGUUGUUGUGGAUUGCUUGCCCGAUCCCUUUCACGUGGAAUGUCCAUGCAUGGAGUGUGAAUGUUUCUACUAG